Messenger RNA from Colossoma macropomum (tambaqui), 1077 nucleotides. RefSeq names its product methyltransferase-like protein 7A. NCBI's taxonomy places the organism in Eukaryota, Metazoa, Chordata, Actinopteri, Characiformes, Serrasalmidae. The coding region runs from base 46 to 783 and encodes 245 amino acids. The transcript is spliced from 3 exons. The record is from RefSeq and is a predicted model, not a curated record. Gene Ontology annotation, molecular function: S-adenosylmethionine-dependent methyltransferase activity.
GGGUCAGCGGGCUGCGUUCGUUUGUUGAGCUGCUUCUCCGCGUCCAUGGACGAGAUGUCGAUUUUAAUGCACGUCUGUACUUUGGUGGUAAAAACCCUCACCUUCCCGUUGCAACUGGCGGAGCUUCUGGGUGUGUGCCGACUCUAUAAGCGCGUGUUUCCUGCCCUCAUGGACAGGCUUAGUUUCGCGUAUAACCAAAAGAUGAGCGAGAAGAAGCGCGAGAUGUUCCGCGACCUGAUGCGCUUCUCCUCACGGGACGAACCGCUGCGCCUGCUGGAGGUGGGCUGCGGCAGCGGGGCCAACUUUCAGCACUACCCGAGCGGCUGCAAGAUCACCUGCACCGACCCUAACGCUCACUUCAAGGAUUACCUGCAGAAAAGCAUGGACAAGAACGACCACCUGGUGUACGAGAACUUCGUAGUGGCGCCUGGGGAGGACCUGAGGGUCGUGGAGGACAAUUCUAUGGACGUGGUGGUCUGCACACUCGUUCUGUGCUCGGUUAAAAACACUCCCAAGGUUAUCCAGGAGGUCAAAAGAGUCCUGAGACCGGGUGGAGCAUUCUUCUUCUUGGAGCAUGUGGAGGCCGAUCCCUCGACCUGGUUAUACUUCUUUCAGCAUGUUUUCCACCCUUUAAUGUACUACUUCGUUGAUGGCUGUGAGACUACUCGUGCCACCUGGAAGCACAUAGAAGCAGCUGGUUUCUCCGACCUGCAGCUUCGCCACUUCCAGGCUCCAGUGUUCUCCCUUAUCAGACCACACAUUGUCGGUUACGGCGUGAAAUAAUGGCAGCACAAACAGUCAGUGCCACGGCUCAAUAGACUAUCAGAUAUUUUUAUAUCACAUCUAUUUUAGCCUCAAAUGUACUUCUAAAGUAACAUUUAUAUUUUCUAUCAGUAAAAUGUUUUUAUAAAUGUAAGACUUUCUUAUGUAAUAAGAAGAUGUCUGUGUUACCGACUACUAAUAUGUAGUACUUCAUGAGAUUUGUGUAAAAGCAUUUCCCUUAAAGGUCUUACAUGAAACAUGUAUUCAAGAUUUGCAAUGUAUUUCACUAAAGUUUGAACCCGGAAAUACCACCAA